UGAAGCGGACCCUUUCCAUUCACUGGUGAUGAUGUGAUUUUUUUCUCAUUCCCCUCAGCUCCAUUUUCUUUAGUUGGUGGUAUGCAAGAGGUGGGCUUAGCCAUGUUAUCCCCACAAGAAGCUGCUAAAAUCUACCAUGCCAAUUACAUUAGGAACUCCCGGGCCAUAGGGGUGUUGUGGGCGAUAUUCACUAUUCUAUUUGCCAUAGUGAACAUUGUGUGUUUCAUUCAGCCUUACUGGAUCGGGGACGGAAUUGACACCCCUCAAGCUGGCUACUUCGGUCUCUUCCAUUACUGCAUAGGUAGCGGGUUUAACAAGGAACUGACAUGCACAGGAAGCGUCACCGAUUUUUCUUCUAUCCCCUCUGGAGCCUUUAAAGCCGCGUCCUUCUUUAUCGGCCUCUCCAUGACACUGAUCAUCUCCUGCAUCGUGUCAUUCGUGCUGUUUUUCUUCUGCAACACGGCCACGGUGUACAAGAUCUGCGCCUGGAUGCAGCUCUCAUCAGCUGCUUGUCUUGUCCUUGGUUGUAUAAUUUUCCCUGAUGGUUGGGAUGCAGAUGAGGUUAGGAGAAUGUGUGGUGAAAAAACAGACAAGUACUCCCUUGGUGCAUGUUCGAUGCGUUGGGCAUACAUUCUGGCAAUCAUUGGGAUUCUGGAUGCUCUCAUCCUGUCUUUUCUGGCUUUUGUGCUUGGUAACAGACUGGACACAUUAAUGGCGGAGCAACUGAAAUUGGAAAGCAAAGAUGAUGGCAAUGCCUAAUGUGUAUAAGUUUUGCCGAGUUGAAAAAGGAACAAGCACAAACGAAAAUGAGAGAGCGCUUUUAUACAUCAUUCUGAGUGGAGAGCAGACAUCACUAUAUAAGGAAAUCAGUGAAAUGGCAAUAUUUUAAAAACAAAGUAACAAAAUGAGAGUUUAACACCCAAAUCACCUAUCUGGAAAAUAAAUAUUCUAAAAUGAACUGUUUUCUAUUAAAGAGUCUAAUAAUAAUUAUGAGUACUGCACGCUAGAUCAGGGGUUGACAAAUGUAUUUCAUAUUUUGG
Bombina bombina (fire-bellied toad) is the source of this 1040-nucleotide messenger RNA. RefSeq names its product LHFPL tetraspan subfamily member 3 (gene LHFPL3). Gene Ontology annotation, cellular component: plasma membrane. Gene Ontology annotation, biological process: sensory perception of sound. Bases 82 to 759 code for a protein of 225 amino acids. The transcript is spliced from 4 exons. The record is from RefSeq and is a predicted model, not a curated record. NCBI's taxonomy places the organism in Eukaryota, Metazoa, Chordata, Amphibia, Anura, Bombinatoridae.